GUGCGCAUUAGCAGGGAUGCAUAAAGGCAGAGGACAGUACGCGCCCCUGGAUGCGAGCAGCUGAAGUCGCAGCCACUCCACUCCAUGUUUUGCCCUGCCCUUGCGCGCUCCGCUCGCUGUGCAGCGUGUGUCUCCGUUGCAUUUGGCUUUCCUCACGCCGACACGAACACAGGGGCUGCUGUGUGUGCGGGAGAAGUUGUUUGCACAGAGAGCACCAGGUAGCAACUGUCUUCUCCAAACGGAUUUGUUCAAGCUGGGAGCAAUCGGACUCGCCGGGGUGAAUCUUUUCUUUUUUUUUUUUUUUUUUACGAAAGGGGAAGAGACGCAGCUUUUUUGCAAUGAGGUGGACGUACCAGUAUCUAAAGUGAGGAGUGAUUUUUAUUUCUGGAUGUUUUGAUGAACAUCUGACAUCCUGCUCACUGGAGAAAUAUUUCAAUCAAGCCCUUCUUUUUUUAUUUGUUUUUUAUUUCUCUGACGGAGCUCGUAUUUCCCUGUGAAACACUAUCAAGGAUUUCACUGAUGUAUGCGAUGUGGAGACUGCAAGUCGCCUUAUGUACUCUGUCGGUGCUGCUGUCCCUGUCAUCUGCUGGUGAAAGCAAAGCGCGGAGCUGUAGCGAGGCUAGGCAAGCUUAUAACGCUAAAGGAUUCAGCCUCGUCAAUGUGCCUCAUCAGGAAAUAUCAGGUGAGCACCUGCGUGUCUGUCCUCAGGGAUACACCUGCUGCACAUCCGAGAUGGAGGACAAACUCAACCAGCAGAGCAAACUGGAGUUCGAGAACUUGGUCGAGGAGAGCAGCCACAAUAUGAGGACGACAUUUGUCUCGAGGCAUAAAAAGUUUGAUGAGUUUUUCUUGGAGCUGCUGGACAAUUCUGAGAAGUCUCUCAACAGUAUGUUCACACGGACGUACGGGAAACUGUAUAUGCAGAACUCAGAGGUGUUCCAGGACCUGUUCACUGAGCUGAAGCGCUACUACACGGGGGGCAAUGUCAACCUGGAGGAGAUGCUCAAUGACUUCUGGUCCAGGCUGCUGGAGCGCAUGUUCCAGUUACUCAACUCCCAGUACCACUUCACAGACGACUACCUGGAGUGCAUCAGUAAAUACACAGAUCAGCUGAAGCCCUUUGGAGACGUGCCCAGGAAACUGAAGGCCCAGGUCACCAGGGCCUUCAUCGCCGCACGGACGUUUGUCCAGGGGCUAAUGGUGGGUCGGGAGGUUGCCAACAGGGUCGCCAAGGUGAAUGUAGUUCCAGCAUGUGUCAGAGCCCUGACCAAGAUGCUGUACUGUCCAUACUGCCGUGGCAUGCCUGGCCUGAAACCCUGUCACAACUACUGUCACAACGUUAUGAGGGGCUGUCUGGCGAACCAGGCAGACCUUGAUGCUGAAUGGAACCUCUUCAUUGAUGCUAUGUUACUGGUGGCAGACAGACUGGAGGGACCCUUCAACAUUGAAGCCGUUAUUGAGCCGGUCGACAUCAAGAUCUCUGAGGCCAUCAUGACCAUGCAGGACAACAGCAUGCAAGUGUCAGCCAAGGUUUUUCAAGGGUGCGGCCAGCCAAAGCCAUCAGGAAUGGGCAGGUCUGCACGCGGCAUCUCGGAUGUGUUCAACGCUCGCUUCAGACCCUACACCCCUGAGGAAAGACCGACUACAGCAGCUGGAACAAGCCUGGAAAGACUGGUGAUUGACAUCAAAGAGAAGUUAAAGGAGUCCAGGAGGUUCUGGUCCAACCUUCCUGAUGACAUCUGUGCCAAGGGCAAGCUCACAGAGGCUGAUGAGGAUCAGUGCUGGAACAGCCACACGAAGGGCAGAUAUUUCCCUGAAGUGGUAAAGGAGGGUCUAACCAACCAGGUGAACAACCCAGAGGUGGACGUGGAUAUCACCAGACCUGACACACUGAUACGACAGCAGAUCAUGGCUCUACGUGUCAUGACCAACAAGCUAAAGAACGCCUACAAUGGAAAUGACAUCUACUUCCAGGACUCAAGUGACGAGGGCAGCAGUUCUGGCAGCGGCAGCGGAUGCUCUGACGGCUGCACAACAGAGUUUGUUUUUGUUGGAACAGAGGCUCCUGUGAUCGGAGCCGACAGGAGCGAUGAACGCGCAGCAGCAGCAGCCGCGGGCAAGUCACUUUCCCGAGGACCCUCCCUGCUGCUGGUGAUGGCCGCCCUCACACUCCCACUCUGGGCAACGCAGACUCAAAGGAGAUAAUACACAAGUGUGGCCUGAUCACUGACUCUUAUACUGUCAUGUACAGUAUGUUCAACAGCAAGUUCUACUGCUGUUCCCUCACUGGACAUGUAGAACCUCCUGGAAACCUGUCAAGAAUGGCUUACUGUGUGGUAUGGUAGGACUGGAAGUGAGUGCAGUGCUGCAUCCUGCUCGUCCCCCAAAGAAUGCUCGGUGCCAUCACUGAACCAGCUUUCACAUCUCUGAAAAAAAAAAAAAAAAGAAAAAAGAAAAUGUGGUGUUUUCUCAUUAUUCUAAAGUGGAUUUUAAAGAACACGCUUCUCUUUUAGAAAGUAAAAACCAUCCGAUCUGAUUUUUCAGAUAAAAGCAGAAAUUGUUUUUAUUUUUCUUUGUACGACGAGGUUGUGAAAAACGAGACGAUGCCCAUUUUGUCCUAUUAGUCUUUUCCCCCCUCAAACAAAAGGAGAAAGUCUUACUGUGUGUGCAUGCGUGGAAAUGAUGUUAACUGACAAAAAAAAUUUGUUGUUGUUUUUUUAUGCAGGCUACACAGUUUUGGAUUGGUUGGUACAGGAUUGUACAGUGCUAGCAGUUCACCUGG
Molecule: messenger RNA, 2782 nt
Organism: Epinephelus fuscoguttatus (brown-marbled grouper)
Lineage: Eukaryota; Metazoa; Chordata; Actinopteri; Perciformes; Serranidae
Product: glypican-6-like
Exons: 9
Coding region: 520-2205 (561 amino acids)
Biological process (GO): regulation of signal transduction; cell migration; regulation of protein localization to membrane
Cellular component (GO): plasma membrane; cell surface; extracellular region
Source: RefSeq, a predicted model, not a curated record